Messenger RNA from Felis catus (domestic cat), 2930 nucleotides. RefSeq names its product serine protease 55 (gene PRSS55). Lineage: Eukaryota; Metazoa; Chordata; Mammalia; Carnivora; Felidae. The coding region runs from base 73 to 819 and encodes 248 amino acids. The record is from RefSeq and is a predicted model, not a curated record. Gene Ontology annotation, molecular function: serine-type endopeptidase activity. Gene Ontology annotation, biological process: proteolysis. The transcript has 6 exons.
GCCAGGGACUGGCUAUAAGAAGGGAGGAUCUGUCAGCAUCAUUUCCCUCAGCCCUGGCCUCCAUCACCUCCUAUGCCAACAUCAAAGUCAAGGGCCAUGCUUCUGUUAUCAAUUCUGCUGCUCAUGUCCCAAGCCAAGGGCGUACAUCUCGAAUGUGGUAAAAGACCCAUUUUUGAGGAAGGAACUCAGUAUUCCAGAAUCAUAGGGGGGAUGGAGGCUGAGGUGGGUGAGUUCCCAUGGCAGGUGAGUAUUCAGGCAAGAAACGAACAUUUCUGUGGUGGCGCAAUCAUCAACGAGUGGUGGAUUGUCACUGCUGCUCACUGCUUAUUUUAUGAAGACCUAUCUCCAAUGGACUUGAGUGUUGUGUUGGGAACAAAUGACUUAAGAAGCCCAUCCUUGGAAAUAAAGAGGGUUACCAGCAUAAUUCUUCACAAGGACUUUCAAAGAGUCAACAUGGACAAUGACAUCGCCUUGCUGCUGUUGGCCUUGCCCAUCACUUUCAGCGGUUUGAAAGAGCCCAUCUGCCUGCCCAGGAAGCUCAGCCCCUCCAUGUGGCACAAAUGCUGGGUGGCAGGAUGGGGUCAGACCAACACUGAUGACAAAAACUCUAUGAAAACUGAUCUGAUGAAAGUGCCAAUGAUCAUCAUGGAUUGGAAGAAAUGUUCAAAGGCAUUUCCGAGACUUACCAAGAAUAUGCUGUGUGCUGGAUAUGAGAAUGAGAGCUUUGAUGCUUGCCAGGGUGACAGUGGGGGGCCUCUGGUGUGCACCACAAAAUCUGACAAGAACUGGUACCAGUUCUGGAAUGCAUAUUUGGAAUAGACAUACUGAGAAGCUGGCAGAAUCUCACAUUGUUCCCUGAUCUGUGGAGUAAGAGAUAUUAUGAUGGAAAAGACGAAGAAGCCACUAGCACUGCCUCUACCUAGGAAAAUAGUAAACCAAAAGCAAUACUGCAUUCCUGGAGGGACUGAAGAUAUUAGUGCCCCAUCAAAGACUUAAAGGAUGCAGGGGUGGUGAUUCCCACCAUAUCCUCAUUCAUCUUUUCUAUCUGGCCUGAACAGAACACUGAUAGAUCUUUGAGAAUGACAGAGGAUUAUUGUAAGCUUAACAAGGUGGUGACUCCAUUGCAGUGACCCUACCAAAUGUGCUUUAAUUGCUUGAUCAAAUUAACACAUUGCUUAGUAUCUGCUAUGCAGCUAUUGAUCUGAAAAAUGCCUUUUUCUCCAUCCUUAUCCAUAAGGUCCACCAGAAGCCGUUUGCUCUCUACUGGCAAGGCCAGAAUUACACCUUCACUGCCCUGCCUCAAGGGCAUAUAAACUCUUUAGGCCUAUGUCAUAAUUUAAUUCAUAGGGAUAUUGGAUCAUAAGAUCCUUUUCUCUUCCACAAGAUAUCACACUAGUCCAUUACAUUGAUGACAUUGUGAUAAUUGGACCCAGUGAGCAAGAAGUAACAAUUAUUCUAGACUUACUGGUAAGACUUUUACAUGCUAGAGGGUGAGAAAAAAAAAUCUAACCCAUUUUAAGUGCCUCCUACCUUGGUGAAAUUUCUAGAGAUUCAGUGGGUGGGACAUGGUGAGAUAUCCUUUAUAAGGUAAAGCAUAAAUUGCUGCAUCUGUCCCCUCUUACAACCAAGAAAGAGGUUUAACCUAGUGGGCCUCAUUGGGUUUUGGAGGCAACAUAUUACUCAUUUGGGUGGAAUGAGGAAUCUGGCCUAUUUACCAACUGACCUAAAAAGCUGCUGAAUGAAGCCCAAAACAGGAUAAGGCUCUGCAACAGAUCUAGCCUGCCAUAAAACUGCCCUACACAUGGGCCAUAUGAUCCAGCAAGUCCAAUGGUGCUUGAAAUAUCAGUGGCAGAUAGGGACACUGUUGAAAGACUGUGGCAGGCCCUUAAAGGUAAAUUAUAGCACAGGUAUUUAGGGUUUUGGAGCAAAGUACUGUCAUCCUUUGUAGAUAACUACUUUCCUUUUGAGAAGCAGGUUUUGGCCUGAUACCGAGACUUGUAGAUUCUGAACAUUUCACGAUGGAUCACCAAGUUAACAUAUGACCUGAGUUGCCUGUCAUGAACUGUGUAUAAUCUGUCACACCAAGCCAUAAAAUUGGGCAUGUACAUACGGUAGCACUCCAUAAUCCAGUGGACAUUAGUAUAUAUGAUAUUGGACUCAAGUAGCCCUUGAAGACACAAGUUACAUCGAGAAGUGCCCCCAAUGCCCAUGGUUCACUCCAACCCAGCCACACUACCUUCUCUCUCCCAGUCUGUACCUAUGGCCUCAUGAAGAGUUCUCCAUGAUCAGUUGACCAAAGAAGGGGAAACUCAGAUUUGGCUUACAGGUGGUUCUGCAUGGUAUGCAGGCACUAUCUGAAAGUAGACAGCUAUAGCAUUAUAGCUCCUUUUUGGGAUAUAUCUCUUUUUGAAGGAGAGUGAUGAAGAGAAAUUCUCCCAGAACUUUGAGCAGUGCACCUGGUUCUUCAUUUUUCUUAGAAGGAUAAAUGGCCACAUGUGCAAUUAUAUACUGAUUCAUGGCUGUGGGCAAUGGUUUAGCUGGAGAGUCAGGGACUUGGAAGGAACAUGAUUGAGAAAAUUGGUGACAAAGAAGUCUGGAAAAGAGACAUGGGAAUAGACAUUUCUGAAUAAGUGAAAAAGUGAGGAUACUUAUGUUCUAUGUCAAUGCUCACCAAAAGGAGACCUUGGCAGAGGAGGAUUUUAAUAAUCCAGUGGAUAGGAUGACCUUUUAUGGGAAUACCAGUCAGCUUCUUUCCUCAGCCACCCUUAUCAUCUACCAAUGACUUCAUGAACAAAGUGGCUGUGUUGGCAGGGAUAGAGAUUAUGCAUGGGGUUAGCAACAUGGACUCCCAGUCACCAAGGCCAACCUGGCUUUGGUCACUGCUGAGUGCUCAACAUGCCAAUGACAGAGACCAAUAAUAUUCCCAAUAU